Drosophila grimshawi is the source of this 725-nucleotide messenger RNA. RefSeq names its product translation initiation factor IF-2 (gene ND-B14.5AL). The transcript has a single exon. The coding region runs from base 110 to 607 and encodes 165 amino acids. Lineage: Eukaryota; Metazoa; Arthropoda; Insecta; Diptera; Drosophilidae. Gene Ontology annotation, biological process: ATP synthesis coupled electron transport; mitochondrial electron transport, NADH to ubiquinone. The record is from RefSeq and is a predicted model, not a curated record. Gene Ontology annotation, cellular component: mitochondrial inner membrane.
UUUCCUAGCUAUACAGACUUUGAGUUAGGUCCCCAACCAAAUUAUUUAUGUACACAUUUUUACAUUACUUAGACAUUUUUGUUAAAUCAAAUAAUAUUCUUCUACGAAAAUGUCACCCGCACAUCGGGAAAUUUCACCUUUUCUAAAACUGGUGCGAGACUUUCUUCUGGGCCGCAAGCAUGUAACAAGCCAUCGCUACGCAGAUACGGUUAGUCCUCGCAGUCAGAGUGAACCUACCAUUCCCGAUGGAUCUGCAAUCCGCCUAUUUGCCAAUCAAUACUAUCUGAGAGAUGCACGAAGACUGGUGAAGCCGCCCAUCGAUUUGGUUGAGGAGAAGAAGCGAGAACUAGCUAAGAGGGCGAAUAUUGCUGACAAGGCAGUAGCCGCUACCAAGGCAGGACCUGCUCCCAAGUCUGGACCUGCUCCCAAGACUGGACCUGCCCCCAAGACUGGACCUGCUCCCAAGGCGGAACCCGCUCCCAAAACUGCUCAGUCGGAUCAGGUCCAGCCGAAAGCGAGCAAGGCAGCUCAAACUUGUAAGGACGCUGAGCAAGAAAGUAAACCAAAGGAACUACCCACUCCGGGAGAGUUGCAUAAAUGGGACUAGUACGGCGAUUAUAAGUUUAAUCAUUUAAAUCAGAAGUGUUAAAUCUACAACUGUAGUAUUUAUUUUGAUCUGCAGAUAUUUAAAUUGUGUUUACCUUUUAAAUACUUCAAUAAGCCCA